Hirundo rustica (Barn swallow) is the source of this 1773-nucleotide messenger RNA. RefSeq names its product solute carrier family 2 member 6 (gene SLC2A6). The transcript has 10 exons. The record is from RefSeq and is a predicted model, not a curated record. Gene Ontology annotation, cellular component: membrane. The coding region runs from base 1 to 1521 and encodes 506 amino acids. Lineage: Eukaryota; Metazoa; Chordata; Aves; Passeriformes; Hirundinidae. Gene Ontology annotation, biological process: transmembrane transport. Gene Ontology annotation, molecular function: transmembrane transporter activity.
AUGGAGCGCGGUGACCGCCAGCCCCUGGUGAGGAAAUCCAGCUCCUCGUACCGCACCUUCCCGCAGAGCGCUGCCGGGAGGCUCGACAAGGAGUACCUGAGGAGCCUCCACAACAAGCGGCUCUACCUGGCCGUGUUCGCCGCCGUCCUGGGCAACUUCAGCUUCGGCUUCGCGCUGGUUUAUCCCUCCCCCGUCAUCCCCGCCCUGGAGGCUCAUCCCAGCGCUGCGCUGAGGCUGGACCAGCACACGGCGCCCUGGUUCGGGUCGGUGUUCACGCUGGGAGCGGCGGCGGGCGGGCUCAGCACGAUGCUGCUCAACGACUGCCUGGGCCGCAAGCUGAGCAUCAUGUUCUCGGCUGUGCCCUCGGCGCUGGGAUACGCGCUGCUGGCCGGAGCCCAGGGCCUCUGGAUGCUGCUGCUGGGCCGGGUGCUGACGGGCUAUGCCGGCGGAGUGACCUCCGCCUCCAUCCCGGUUUACAUCUCGGAGAUCUCCCACCCGGGGGUCAGGGGGAUGCUGGGCGCCUGUCCCCAGAUCAUGGCAGUGCUGGGCUCCCUCGUCCUCUACGCGCUGGGGCUGGUCCUGGACUGGCGCUGGCUGGCCGUGGCCGGGGAGGUGCCGGUGUUUGCCAUGGUCCUCCUGCUCUGCUUCAUGCCCAACUCGCCCCGGUUCCUGCUCUCCCAGGGCAAGGAGGAGGAGGCCCUGGGCUCCCUGUGCUGGCUGCGGGGCGAGGACACAGAUUAUGCCCGGGAGUACGAGCAGAUCAAGGACAGCGUGAGGAAGCAGAGCCGUCGUGUUUCCUGUGCUGAGCUCAAGGAUCCCUUCCUUUACAAGCCCAUCCUGAUCGCGGCGGGAAUGAGGUUCCUGCAGCAGCUCUCGGGGGUCACCUGCAUCCUCGUGUACCUGCAGCCAAUAUUCAAGAAAACAUCUGUCAUCCUGAAACCAGAGUACGACGCAGCUCUGGUGGGCCUGGUUCGCCUGUCUGCGGUGGCCAUCGCUGCUGUGUCGAUGGAUAAAGCUGGGAGGAAGAUUCUCCUUUUUGUAUCAGCUGGGGUCAUGUUGGUCUCCAACCUGACCAUGGGGCUCUACAUCCACUGGGUGCCAGCUUCUCACAACGGCACCGCUGCCAACGCGACCGUGGCGAGCUCUGCCGGCCUCGCCGCCGAGCCAACAAACUACAUCACCCUCAUCCCCCUCCUGGCAACCAUGUUCUUCAUCAUGGGUUACGCCAUGGGCUGGGGCCCCAUCACUUGGCUGCUGAUGUCGGAGAUCCUCCCUCUCAAAGCCCGUGGGGUCGCCUCGGGCCUCUGUGUGGUGGUGAGCUGGCUGACAGCCUUCACCCUGACCCAGUUCUUCCUCCCAGUCGUGAACGCCUUCGGCCUCGAGGUGCCCUUCCUGUUCUUCGCUGUCAUCAGCGCCGGGAACAUCUUAUUCACAGGCUGCUGUGUCCCUGAAACCAAAGGCAGGUCCCUGGAGCAGAUCGAGGCCUUUUUCAGGACCGGCCGGAGGUCGUUCCUGAGGUAGGAGCUGCCCUUGCCCAGGCUGGAGGGCAAAGCAAACCCGUGCUGCUGGAGGUGGGUGCUGGAGCUCCCCGUGCGAGAGGAAAGGGCAGCGAUGAUCGCCUUGCUCCGGCUGUAGAAGUCCCCAGCUGGAACUUUACCUUCUCUUCCUGUCACCCAACACCACCUGCUGCUCCCUGCACACCUGGGAGGGGAGCAGGUCACCAGCAGGGCCAGGCUGCAGGUAAAGGUGUCCUGGAAGAAUAAAGGUGUGGCU